AUGGAGUUCACAGCGUCGCCCAAGCCACAGCUCUCCUCCCGGGCCAACGCCUUCUCCAUCGCCGCGCUCAUGUCGAGCGGCGGCUCCAAGGAGAAGGAGGGCACCGAAAACACCAUCAAACCUCUGGAACAAUUUGUUGAGAAGUCAUCCUGUGCCCAACCCCUGGGCGAACUGACCAGCCUGGAUGCUCACGGGGAGUUUGGUGGUGGGGGCAGCAGCAGCCCAUCCUCCUCCUCUCUGUGUACUGAGCCACUGAUCCCCACCACCCCCAUCAUCCCCAGUGAGGAAAUGGCCAAAAUUGCCUGCAGUCUGGAGACCAAGGAGCUCUGGGACAAAUUCCAUGAGCUGGGAACAGAGAUGAUCAUCACCAAGUCGGGCAGGAGGAUGUUUCCUACCAUCCGAGUGUCAUUUUCAGGCGUGGAUCCUGAGGCCAAGUACAUAGUCCUGAUGGACAUCGUCCCUGUGGACAACAAGAGGUAUCGCUACGCCUACCACCGGUCCUCCUGGCUGGUGGCUGGCAAGGCAGACCCACCGCUGCCAGCCAGGCUUUAUGUACACCCAGACUCUCCUUUUACUGGUGAGCAGUUACUCAAGCAGAUGGUGUCUUUUGAAAAGGUGAAACUCACCAACAAUGAACUGGACCAGCAUGGCCAUAUAAUUUUGAACUCAAUGCACAAGUACCAGCCACGGGUGCACAUCAUUAAGAAGAAAGACCACACAGCCUCGCUGCUCAAUCUAAAGUCUGAAGAAUUCAGAACAUUCAUCUUCCCAGAGACCGUUUUCACAGCAGUUACUGCCUACCAGAAUCAGCUGAUAACCAAGCUGAAAAUAGAUAGCAACCCUUUUGCCAAAGGCUUCCGGGACUCCUCCAGGCUCACUGACAUUGAGAGGGAAAGUGUGGAGAGCCUGAUCCAGAAGCAUUCCUAUGCCCGCUCACCCAUCCGUACCUAUGGAGGAGAAGAGGAUGUGCUGGGGGAUGAGGUUCAGACAACACAGAAUCGAGGGUCAGCCUUCACAACAUCCGAGAACUUGUCUCUCAGCUCCUGGGUGUCCUCUUCAUCCAGUUUCCCCGGGUUUCAGCACCCCCAGCCCCUGACUGCACUGGGCACCAGCACAGCAUCCAUAGCAACCCCCAUUCCUCACCCUAUACAGGGCUCGUUGCCACCCUAUGGCCGACUUGGGAUGCCUCUGACACCAUCAGCUAUUGCCAGCUCCAUGCAGGGGAGUGGCCCGACAUUCCCCUCAUUCCACAUGCCCCGGUACCAUCACUACUUUCAGCAGGGGCCCUACGCUGCUAUCCAAGGACUGCGCCAUUCCUCUGCUGUGAUGACACCAUUUGUAUGA
This is a messenger RNA of Enhydra lutris kenyoni (northern sea otter), 1344 nucleotides long. RefSeq names its product T-box 20 (gene TBX20). Lineage: Eukaryota; Metazoa; Chordata; Mammalia; Carnivora; Mustelidae. The transcript has 8 exons. Gene Ontology annotation, cellular component: nucleus. Bases 1 to 1344 code for a protein of 447 amino acids. Gene Ontology annotation, biological process: regulation of transcription by RNA polymerase II; positive regulation of DNA-templated transcription; vasculogenesis. The record is from RefSeq and is a predicted model, not a curated record. Gene Ontology annotation, molecular function: DNA-binding transcription factor activity, RNA polymerase II-specific; RNA polymerase II cis-regulatory region sequence-specific DNA binding.